AUGUAAGAAAUCAAACAAAUACCAUCAUUUCUAUAAAAAUUAUAUGAAAUUCUUGAAGUAAUAGAAAAUUUGUUAUUAUUGAGUCCGAAUAAAAAGCUAUUGGAUGGAAUAAGGAAGGUACUACAUUUUAGAUUUUGGAUUCAUCAUUAUUAACAGAACAAAUAAUGCCUUAAUAUUUCAAGCAUCGUAAUUAUUAGAGUUUUUUGAGGUAGUUAAAUAAUAAUAUAAUACUAGAUAACUAAAUAUGUAUGGAUUUAAGAAGUUAAAAAAUAAAUAAGGUAAAAGUGAAUUCCAACAUUCAUAAUUUAGAAGAGGUCUCAAGUAAUAAUUUUGUAUUAUUUCAUUAGGAAUAAUUUAUUGAAUAUCAAAAGAAGAAAUUAAGAUGAUAUAAAAUAAAGUUUAGAAUGUUUAACUAAAGAAUUUGAAUAAGAAUCCUAUCUCAAUGAACAUGAAAAGCUUCGUAAAUAACUUGUAGAAUUAUAAUCAAAUUAAAGAUCUCUUUUAGAAGAAAUCAGACGUUAAAUGUAACGCAAUAGAAAUCUAUAAAGAGAAACAUAAGAUAUUACUGAGGUAUAAACUAUCAAUCUAUAGCAUAGAGAAUUAAUACAGUGAAAAGUUAUUAACUUAGAAAACUCAAUAAACUUAUUAUUAUCAUUUAGAAACUUCCUGAAGAUGCAUAAAUUAGUAAAAUGGCAUUAAUUAAAGAAAAAAUAAUAAGAAAAUUAGAACUUAUUGAAGAAGAGAAUGUUAGUAUCAAGGAGUUAUCUCUAGAAAAAUAAGACUCUUAUAUGUUUUAAGAACCAAAUCUAACUGGGGUUAAGAGUCCUGCUGGAUACUCACCUAAAACUAAAUGA
Paramecium primaurelia is the source of this 854-nucleotide messenger RNA. The record is from the annotation of a GenBank genome assembly. NCBI's taxonomy places the organism in Eukaryota, Ciliophora, Oligohymenophorea, Peniculida, Parameciidae.